Molecule: messenger RNA, 5237 nt
Organism: Phyllopteryx taeniolatus (common seadragon)
Lineage: Eukaryota; Metazoa; Chordata; Actinopteri; Syngnathiformes; Syngnathidae
Gene: hip1
Product: huntingtin interacting protein 1
Exons: 32
Coding region: 129-3380 (1083 amino acids)
Biological process (GO): clathrin coat assembly; actin filament organization; endocytosis
Cellular component (GO): clathrin-coated vesicle; presynapse; actin cortical patch
Molecular function (GO): phosphatidylinositol-3,4-bisphosphate binding; actin filament binding; clathrin-cargo adaptor activity
Source: RefSeq, a predicted model, not a curated record
UUUGCGCCAUCCUAUACUCUGCAGCCUCCCGUGCUGUCGCUAACACAAGCGGGCUAUUUGCAAAAGAAAGCUAGCACCGAAGUCUCCCCCCAAGCUGUGGAGAGACAUGCUGGCGGCCGGGAUGUGAAAUGUGCGGCGGUCGUCCUCGCUGCUCGAGCCCACCGCAGCUCGUCCGCGGUCGCGUCUUGUGUGGAGGUCCCGGUCGAGGAUUUUCGAGCUCGCCGAGAAAGAGCAGGAACGCCGCAGGAAGAAAGGAAGGAAGGAACCGCCUCCCCGCUCCUCGCGUUCGGAUCAAGCCAGCAGAUCUUCGACUCACCGCUGUAGGGAGGGAAAGGACCAUGGAUCUCAGUAAAAUUGCAGUCAGCAUCAACAAAGCCAUCAACACACAGGAGGUUGCUGUCAAAGAGAAGCAUGCCAGGACCUGCAUCUUGGGGACUCAUCAUGAGAAAGGUGCCCACACUUUCUGGGCAGCCGUCAACCGGCUCCCUCUCUCCAGCAAUGCGGUCCUUUGCUGGAAGUUCUGCCACGUCUUCCACAAACUGCUACGAGACGGACAUCCAAACGUGAUAAAGGACUCUAUGAGGAAUAAGGCUGACUUGACUGAUAUGAGCAGGAUGUGGGGUCACCUGAGUGAAGGCUACGGGAAGCUCUGCAGCAUCUACCUCAAACUGCUCAUCACCAAAAUGGAGUUUCACAUCAAAAACCCUCGGUUCCCUGGCAACCUGCAGAUGUCAAACAGACAACUUGAAGAGGCAGGAGAAAAUGACGUCAACAACUUCUUUCAGUUAACAGUGGAGAUGUUUGAUUACCUGGAGUGUGAACUCAACCUCUUCCUUGGUGUAUUUAGCUCAUUGGAUAUGUCUCGGUCAGUGUCAGUGACUGCUGCAGGCCAAUGUCGUCUGGCCCCGCUCAUCCAAGUCAUCUUGGAUAGCAGCCACUUGUACGACUACACAGUUAAACUGCUGUUCAAGCUGCACUCAUGCCUUCCAGCAGACACUCUCCAAGGCCACCGAGAUCGCUUCCAGGAACAGUUUAAGAAGUUGAAGAGUCUGUUUUAUCGCUCCAGCAACUUGCAGUACUUCAAGAGGUUGAUUCAGAUCCCACAGUUGCCUGAGAAUCCACCAAACUUCCUGCGUGCAUCUGCCCUGUCGGAGCACAUCAGCCCUGUGGUCGUGAUCCCCGCAGAGUCGUCUUCCCCAGAGUCAGAACACAUGGUGGAAACUGACGACCUGGUGGACACAGACCUCCCCGUCAUGCCGGUUCCAGUGGAGACAAAAUUUGAUGACCUGUUUGGAACCUCCGCUGCAAUUGAUCCCUUCAACUUCAACAAUCAGAAUGGGAUGCGCAAGGAUGAUAAAGACCGACUGAUUGAACAGAUGACAAGGGAGAUCCAGAUCCUUAAGGACGAAUUGGAAUCAUUCCGAUUAGAGAGUGGGCGAUUAUGUCAGGCCUUGAGGGGCCGCGUCAACGAGCUGGAGGCAGAGCUAGCAGAGCAGAGCCACCUGAGGCUACAGGCAGCAGGGGAGAGCGAGUUCCUGAAGGCUGAGCUUGACGACCUGAGGAGGGUUAGAGAGUACACAGAGAAAGAGCAGCGGAGUCUGACAGAGAUCGAGAAAAAGGCUCAGGCCAAUGAGCAGCGCUAUACCAAGCUAAAGGAAAAGUACAGCGAGCUUGUACAAGGCCAUGCUGAAUUACUGAGGAAGAAUGCCGAGGUAACCCGGCAGAUGACUGUGGCUCGAGCAGCUCAGGAUGAAGUGGAUGCAGUGAGGAAAGAGAUGCAGGACAAGGUGAAGGCUGCCCAAGAUUAUGCAGACAGACAGGAACGAGCGCAGCGGGAGCGUGUUGACAAGUUGCAGAGAGAGCUGGUGUCCAGCAGGGCCGAGCUGGAUUCCCUCAAGACCACCAUGGCCUCCUCACAACAGUCCAGUGAGGCACUUGGCACUCAACUAGCUGCCAUGGAAUCUGAGAAAGUAUCACUCGUCGAGUACUUGUCCAAAGUGGAGACCGAGCUGGCCGUUCAAGGAGAGGAGCUCGAGCAGGUCAAAAGCUCUUUGGCGAGUGAGCGGGAGAGUGGCGUGAAGACAGCAGAAGCCCUGCAAAACCAGCUCAAUGAUAAGGAGAGCAGGGAGCAAGCGUUAGAGAGCCAGCUGCUAGCGGCCCGCUGGUCCAGUCUGGAGGGAGCUGCGGAAGAGGCAGAGAAGAUCAUCCAAGACUCACUGGCCCUGAUCGAUGACCCAGCCCACAUCAGUUGCACCAGCUCAGCAGAUUACCUGGCAUCCAGAUGUCAAGCAUCCUUAGACUGUGUGGAGCAGUUCCAUCCUGCCAGAGACUCCUUUCUAGCUGAUGACAGAGGUGUGUCUCAGUUGCUUAAAGUGGUGACCCAAUGUGGCCACCUAGUGGGCGACACCAUUGUUCAGGGCAGUGCCACCUCCCACAUGGUGCCUGUGGAGCAGGCCGACGUUCUUUCAGAAAGUGUGAAGGCAUGUGGUGCUGAGGCUCUGCUUUUGCUGCGCCACAUGAAGAAGGAGGACAUAGCAACAGCAGACAACUGUAAGCUGAAAGAGGCUCUCCAGGCCAUACUGACUGCCGCAGAGAAACUGCGUCCUCGGGGUCUGGAGCUGCAGCAAGGAGAGCUGGGAGAUCUCGUGGAGCAGGAAAUGGCGGCCACUUCUGCAGCUGUAGAAUCAGCUGCUGCCAGGAUAGAGGAAAUGCUCAACAAGUCUCGAGCAGUUGACACAGGUGUCAAGAUGGAGGUCAACGAGAGGAUCUUAGCUUCGUGCACAGAUCUCAUGACGGCCAUCAAGGCACUUGUUCUGUCCUCCAAAGAUCUGCAAAGGGACAUUGUAGAGGGUGGGAGGGGCGCAGUAUCCACUAAGGAAUUCUAUGCCAAGAAUUCCCGCUGGACAGAGGGCCUGAUUUCUGCCUCUAAGGCGGUUGGAUGGGGCGCCACUGUCAUGGUGGAUGCAGCUGAUCUUGUGGUGCAGGGCAAAGGAAAAUUUGAGGAGUUGAUGGUGUGUUCUCGUGAAAUUGCAGCCAGCACAGCGCAACUUGUUGCUGCUUCAAAGGUUAAAGCAGACAAAGACAGUGCCAACUUGCGUCGCCUGCAACAGGCGUCUCGAGGUGUCACCCAGGCUACUGCCGCUGUUGUGGCCUCUACCAAGUCCGGGAAGUCCCAAAUUGAAGACAAAGAUACAAUGGACUUCUCCAGCAUGACGCUCACACAGAUCAAGCGACAAGAGAUGGAUGCGCAGGUUCUGGUGCUGGAGCUAGAGACACGUCUCCAGAAAGAGCGCGAGCGUCUCGGGGAGCUGAGGAAGAAACACUACGAGCUGGCGGGGGUAGCAGAAGGUUGGGGGGCCGACGAGGAGGGCUCAGGUUGACUGCACCCCGUCAUGGCCUCCGGCCGGAAGAAACUUGUAUUUAUACACUCUUCUCCAUCUCUGUCUCGCUAGAUUUUCCACUCUUGUUCGUUCGUUUGUUAAUCAAGCCAAAUGACACGGUGCUUGCUCUCUAAACCUGAUUCUUUACACCCAUGUCUGGGGUCUUCCACACGGACAGCGCCAAGGGCUCAGCCACGAGGAACAAGGCUUGGAUGGAAGGACAACUCGACUUCACAGCAUCACGUCUCCUCUUCAGUGUGUGUGUGUGUGUGUGUGUGUGGAGCAGUACACCGCUUAUUUAUUAUCUGUGCUCCUUGUUGCAAAUUUGUAGCAAACACACUCAACCAGAGGAGUUGCAUUCAAGACAAGACGAGCACAAGUUCCAAUUCUCGAAACAACAAGGGCGAGGUCUGAGCCCCCCAAAAUCACGUCAGCGGAACAAAGAGGACUAAAAGAAGCCUCUGGUAGUAGAGUGCUAACAAGCUGCAGGUGCGAGAGGUCAGUUUGACGUACAGUAGCUCACUACUUGUUAAGUAGACUGGACUGUCUGCCUUGCACCUUUGUAACAAGCCUGACUGUUAAAUCAUGCCUGAACCUCCAUCCCAUUUAGCUUCAAUAGAAACCAGCUCCAAACUGCCAAGAAGGCUAACAAUCCCUAUAGUAAACUGUAAGCAGCACACACACACGUGAUUAUUUGACAAUUAUAGUCAGUAACUGUAAUUAGGAGGAGUUUAUGUAGCUAAAAAAGCAACAACGCAUUGGGCUCUGCUGCCUUCUCAGUCCAAUAUUUCUACAGAUUUAUUCUGUAAUCAAAUGUUGUUUUUAUAAAGCUACCUCCUUUUGGAGCAAUAUUUUAUUUUAAUUUUUUUUUUAGAUUUGCCAAACUAGAGCUUCAACAGCACGCUUUGGUGGAUCAGGCGCACAAUUAGCCGACAUGUCCUGAAAUGUUGAAUCUGUUUUUAAGAUCGUAACAUCAUAACUGUGUUGUACGCCCCAUGAACCUGUCACUACCUGUUGCCCUGUAAAUAAAUUUUUGGAAGCACAGGUUGAUAAAAUCCAGAGUGCGUUUCCUGUGAGGAUGCCACACUGAAGCGUGUGUCCUUAGCUUUCGCAGGCCAUGUAGCGGUCAUGACUUUCACUGACUUUCAACGAAGGUCACAGACCUUCAGCAGCAACAGUAUCAAGAUGUCUCACUGAGUCGGCCUUCAUUCACUUAGAAUAAGGAAUACAAAGCGGUGCAGGCAGAAACCAACAGAUGUCACCUUUUUGUUCUACAACAGAGAGGCUCAUCAUGACCAUGUUGUCUGGGUGUGAUGGAUGAUCUGUGUGUGUCUUAAACCUAAUUUGGGCGCACAUAGUCGGAGGUGUUUCAUAGACGCUGAUCAAACAGUAUUUGCUGAUAAUUCUUAAACAUCUUCCUUGGAUCAGAUGAUGUAGUUUUUAGAAAAAGUUUGUGUUAAAUGAUAUGUAAGGCGAAUGAUCAGGCAAGUGUUACUGCAGUGCUGUUGUUCCUGUAUUUAAUACAUCAUCGCACAUACUUGUUGAGAAUAAUUCAAAUGGGGAAUGCUUUUAAAAGGGGAUACAUGGUGACAAUAAUUCAGAGGAGAGGAAACAAACCGCAUCUUGAGUGAUGAACGCUUGUAUUUUUGUCCAAAUAUUCUUUUAUUAACCUGUCUCUGGUCCACCGUUGUACCAGCUCAGCCAGCCUUUCAAACUGCCUCACACUGUAGUUAAACAAACUACUCACUCGCAUAGUGACAUUGACAUGUCUUUGUAUCGUGUACUAAACCUAUGUUGGUGGGUUUGUUUUUAUUUUUUCAGUUUUUAAAAAUAAAUAUUUCAAUUUGUUAAUAGUCA